GCACACACCUCCACUCACACUGAUGAUUUUUAGAGUGGACUUGCUUCUCGUGGUGCUUCACGCUCUCAUGAGCACCACUGGUGCCUGGGCGUCGGAGAUUCCUGCUCGAGACUACGCCAACAAAAACUACUUUAUGGUUGAGUUGGACACCGCCUCAAGCUCUGAUCCAUUGACCGCUUUCAUCAAUCAACACAAGGAUGUUUACCAGUUUGAGCACCAAGCAAGAGGUUUUGAUGACCAUUUUGUGUUUUCUAUUCCCAAGGGUCACGAACAUAACCAGUUCUUGGGAAAUUACAACUCCAAUAACCAUCAUCUCAUGCAAAAACGCCAGGAUUUCGAACAGGAAUAUGAAAUGUUGGUAACAAACCAAAAUUUGAAGUCUAUCCACAUGUUGGUGCCCCGAGUCCUCGAGAGAAGAGCGCCUGUUCCUGUGGAGCCUGAAGAAUAUAAUAUGGCGAGAGGCAUUAUUCCUAUUGACUCGUCUCAGUUGCCGAUAAAAGAUGCCGGUGAAAAGUUGGGGAUAAAUGAUCCUAUUUUCGCCCAGCAAUGGCAUCUCAUCAACACACAGUUUCCUGGAAAUGAUGUUAACGUUACUGGAUUGUGGUACGAAGGAAUCACUGGUGAAGGUGUCGUUACGUCCGUGAUUGAUGAUGGGUUGGACUAUGAAGAUGCCGACUUGCGAAAAAACUUCAACAAAGAAGGGUCUUGGGAUUUCAAUGACAACACAAACCUCCCCAAACCACGUCUAUUCAAUGACUACCAUGGAACCAGAUGUGCUGGGGAAAUCGCAGCUGUCAAAAACAAUGUUUGUGGAGUAGGAGUGGCAUAUGAUUCCCAGGUCAGUGGAAUCAGAAUCUUAUCGGGACCUCUCACACCGGAAGAUGAGGCUGCUGCCAUGAUCUUUGGACUUGAUAUAAACGAUAUAUACUCGUGUUCUUGGGGUCCAACUGAUGACGGUAGGACCUUGUCAGCUCCCGAAAAAAUCGUCAAAAAGGCUAUGCUUAAAGGUGUACAAGAAGGUCGGGAAAAUAAGGGGUCUAUUUAUGUAUUUGCAUCAGGAAAUGGAGGUCGUUCUGAUGAUUCGUGUAACUUUGACGGCUACACCAAUUCCAUUUAUUCCAUUACUGUGGGGGCCAUUGAUUAUAAGGGACUUCAUCCUUUGUAUGCAGAGGCCUGUUCAGCUGUCAUGGUUGUCACCUACUCGUCAGGAUCAGGAGAACAUAUUCAUACUACUGACAUUCACGGCAAAUGCUCCGCUCAGCAUGGGGGAACUUCGGCCGCUGCUCCCUUGGCUGCUGGGAUCUUUUCGUUAGUUUUACAAGUCAACCCAGAUUUGACUUGGAGAGAUUUACAGUACGUAGCAGCAUUAAGCAGCGUGCCUGUCAACGAAAAGGAUGGACAUUAUCAGACCACUGCCUUAGGAAGACAAUACUCUCAUAAGUAUGGGUAUGGUAAAGUCGACGCUUACAGAAUGGCUCAUUUUGGAAAAACGUGGGAAAACGUCAAACCUCAAUCCUGGUACUAUUCGGACGUUAUACCCGUCGAUAAGACCAUCAAGAUUGACUCUUCUGGUAAUGGGGACAAGGAUAAGAUCAUCAGCUCCACUUUGAAGAUUGGUAAGCAGGAAUUGGAUGUAAUGAACUUGGAAAGAGUUGAACAUGUAACUGUUACCGUCAACAUUCAAUCGACUUUCAGAGGCCAGGUUGGAGCUCGAUUAAAAUCUCCGUUCGGCGUCACCAGUGAUUUGGCAUCUUUCAGGCCCCAUGAUAUUAGUAGUCAGGGAUUUGUAGAUUGGACGUUCCUGUCAGUGGCCCAUUGGGGAGAAUCUGGAGUGGGAGAUUGGACGUUGGAGGUGUUCAAUGCCCCUGAUUCUAAAGGUAAUGAUAUCAAGUUUGUUAACUGGCAAUUGCGGUUGUUUGGGGAAAGUCAAGCUGCUGAACAAGCUGAAACUUAUGAUAUUGACAAAGACUAUGCUCAGGUAAGAAGAGACCGGUUGGAGAAGUCCGUGGCAGCUCCAGUUGAACCCUCCUCUUCCUCCUCUUCCUCCUCCACCUCGACAACUGAGCUCCAGACUUUCACCACAAGCACCAAAGCUGAAGAAUCAGUUGCAUCAGAUGAUGAAAGCAAGGAACAAGAAGGAAAGCUUCCCGACCUUGUUAGCACUACUUCUGCGGCUGCCUCGACCACAUCUUCUGCUACUAGUGCCCCAGACGACACUGAAAACGACUCGGGAGACGGCAAAAAUGCCUACGGUAAUGGACAUAGCGGACUCUACUUCAUGGCAUUGAUGGCCAUCGGGUUUAUCAUUAUUGCAGCCAUUAUGUGGUUCCACAAAACCCCUGGAAGUUCGCGCAGAAGACGUAGAAGAGAAGAAUACGAAUUCGAUAUCAUUCCUGGUGAAGACUACAGCGACAGUGAAGACGUCGACUCGCACGACUCGUUCGACUUGGGCCACCAUAAUGACGACAAUUUCAGUCUCAAUGAAGAACGGGAUCGAUUAUAUGAUGAUUUAAACGGUGAGACAUUACCAGAUUAUCACGAGGAUGAGGAAAUGUUCAAGAUCGGAGAUGAAGAAGAAGACGCUAAAAAACCGUUGGGCAAGAAGGUAAACUUUCAAGAUGAUGUAACCUCUGGGUCCGUCAGUGCCCCCUCUCCUGGGCAUUAGACCAUAGUCAUAGUAAAUGUACACAUUAAUAGAGCC
This is a messenger RNA of Yamadazyma tenuis ATCC 10573, 2701 nucleotides long. It is a transcript of the gene KEX2, whose product is annotated as kexin. Gene Ontology annotation, biological process: protein processing. Gene Ontology annotation, molecular function: serine-type endopeptidase activity. Gene Ontology annotation, cellular component: trans-Golgi network; Golgi membrane. NCBI's taxonomy places the organism in Eukaryota, Fungi, Ascomycota, Pichiomycetes, Serinales, Debaryomycetaceae. The record is from RefSeq and is a predicted model, not a curated record.